UAAUUUCGUUAGAAAAACGUUUUGUGUAAUCGCGAAUGAGCAUCGUUUUUCUAUAGCACUAAAACAGCUUUGACGUAAUUUCAGAAAUUAAAAAAAAGUUUGACGUUUAUCCUUGCCUAUGAAUUCAUUCAUUCAUAAGGUGUGAUGUGAGUAGUGGGAUUUCGUGUCCUGAAAUUCCAUAUCUAUAUAAUAUUUUGAAAUGAGGUAGCACCGGUUAACAAGCAACAAUUAAAGACCAUCCUAGUACUAUGCCUUAAUUUAUUUAUAAAGUGCAAAUAAUCAGUUUUUGCGGGAAUGCCGAACACGAACAGUGCCACCGUUGCCAAUGAUGAUUACGAAGUUAUUGGAGAAGCCCAAUGGCAAAUACUGGAGAAUGUCGUUGACGAAGAGAUCUUCAAGAUCUAUGGCUACAAAUACUCCAAAUUACGAGCUAUCAUAUUCCACACUGUGUGUGUAGCAUUAUGUGGAUUGCCGUAUUUUGCCUUGGGGUAUUAUCCUUCAUUAAACAGAUUCAAGUACUUAAAAUGCAGUUUGAAAAUGGCUGAAGAGAUUUGUGUGAUGGAUGCCGAAGGCUCAUUCAGCAUGGUGAAAGUGCUAGAAAUAGACCUAAACAUAGCCAACCACAACAACAAACUGCGGUAUUUCGUCUAUCAACACACGCGGUUUGUGUGGCUGAACGACCAAUGCGUAUUCGUGAAUGUGCAGUCGCUGAACGAGAAAUUGACUAUCAACCUUCUGAUGGAUAAUAUGUCAGGAAUCAAUAAGCGGCAGCAGAAUGAGUUAAUCAAACUGUACGGCACGAACUCGGUAGAAGUAGAAGUGAAGAGCUACUGGACACUGUUCGUGAAUGAAGUGUUCAACCCGUUUUACCUGUUCCAAGUGUUCUCCAUUGUGCUAUGGUCGCUAGACGAAUAUUACCAGUACGCGACUUGCGUGCUGAUACUUUCUGCGGGAUCAUGCAUGCUGGCCCUGUAUCAGACUAAACAGAUGAGCAUAAACCUCCACAAGAUGGCGGGCUCCACCAGCUCGUGCACCGUGUCCGUGCUGCGCCCGGCCCGCGCCGGCCGCGAGGAGUGCGUGGUCAACGCGAGCCGACUGGUGCCCGGCGACGUACUUAUCCUACCACCUGAUGGAUGCGUCAUGCCGUGUGACGCUAUGUUGUUGACGGGCAACUGCAUAGUCAACGAGAGCAUGCUCACAGGCGAAAGUGUACCGGUAAUGAAAGGUCCGCCCUGCCCGUCCCCAGAAAUAUACUCUACCGAAGGUCACAAAAGGCAUACCUUAUUCGCUGGCACCCACGUUAUACAGACACGGUUCUAUGGCAACAAUCAGGUGCUCGCCAAAGUAGUCCGCACCGGAUUCUAUACGGCCAAAGGCGAGCUGAUCAAAAGCAUCCUCUUCCCGAAGAAAUUUGAUUUUCAGUUCUAUAAGGACGCAGUGAAAUUCGUCAUCUUCAUGUUCUGCAUCGCCGCUAUAGGCAUGGGGUAUUCCAUCUGGUUGUAUCUGCAAAGGGGCAGCCACGCAGAAACCAUAGUGCUCCGUACACUUGACAUCAUAACCAUAGUCGUGCCCCCGGCUUUACCCGCCGCGAUGACCGCCGGCAUAGUGUACAGUCAGCAAAGGUUACGCAGGAAUAAAAUCUUCUGCGUAUCACCUCCGAGGAUCAUCAUCUGCGGGAAGCUUCAAGUCAUGUGCUUUGAUAAGACAGGAACCCUCACGGAAGACGGUCUGGACCUGUACUCAGUGCUGCCACACCAGCCAGGAGAACGUUUCGGCCGCACCGUGGUCGAAGUACAAGCGCUUCCACCCCGCAGUCCUCUCAUACAAGCACUCGCUUCCUGCCACUCCCUUACUAGUAUCCAGGGCCAGCUAAAGGGCGACCCGCUCGAUCUCAAGAUGUUUGAAUUCACGCAGUGGGUGCUCGAGGAACCUGGUCCAGAGAACACACGCUACGACAACCUAACACCUGCAAUCGUGAAGCCCAAGUCAGCGCAGAACGAGCUCCAAGACCUGGACAACUAUGAUCCCCUCACUAUGGAGAUGCCGUACGAGGUGGGUCUGUUGCGGCGGUUCCACUUCUCGUCGUCGCAGCAGUCGAUGGGCGUCAUCGCGCGCGUGCUGGGACAACCGCAGAUGGUGUACUUCGUCAAGGGGGCCCCGGAAAAGGUGGCCGGCAUGUGCAGCCCGGACUCUCUACCCGACAACUUCAGCUCGGUCCUACACGAGUACACUUCCAACGGGUUCCGCGUCAUCGGCCUCGCGCACCGCAAGCUGGACCGCAGGAUGAAGUGGGUGGACGCGCAGCGCGUCAAGCGCGAGGGCCUCGAGUGCGACAUGACGUUCCUCGGCUUCCUCGUCAUGCAGAACAGCCUGAAGCCGGAGACCACGCAGGUCAUCAAGGAGCUGCACGAGGCCGAUAUCAAGCAGGUCAUGGUCACAGGUGACAACAUAAUGACAGCGAUGUCCGUGGCAAGAGGGUGCUUCAUGGUGCAGCCGCACCAAAAGUUGGUGCUCAUCACCGUCGGCCACCAGCAGACCGACGACGCGCGGCCGCCGCUGUGCAUGGAAGUGGUGGGGGAAGGCGGGCCUCCGAAGCUCGCGAGCGACAUCUACGUGCUGGCGUUGGAAGGCAAAACGUGGUCCGUCAUCCGAAAUUACUACCCGGAGAUGAUGUCCACUGUACUCAACAGAGGCAUAGUGUUCGGCCGCUUCGGGCCCGAGCAGAAGACGCAGCUGGUGACGGCGCUGCAGGGCGCGGGCCGCGUGGUGGGCAUGUGCGGGGACGGCGCCAACGACUGCGGCGCGCUCAAGGCCGCGCACGUCGGCGUCUCGCUGUCCGAAGCCGACGCCUCCGUGGCGGCUCCCUUCACAUCGCAAGAGCAGAACAUUCGUUGCGUCAAGUUACUAGCGCUCGAAGGCAGAUGCGCGCUCAGUACUAGCUUCGCGAUCUUCAAAUACAUGGCUCUCUAUUCGCUCAUACAGUUCUUCUCUAUUCUCAUAUUAUAUAACUACUUCUCAAUCCUGGGCAACUACCAGUUCCUGUACAUCGACCUGGUGCUGACGACGCUGCUGGCGCUGUCGCUGGGCCGCGCGGCGCCGGGGCCCGUGCUGGCGCCGCGCUCGCCGCCCGUCUCGCUCGUCGCGCUCGCCAGCAUCCUGCCUCUAGUGGCACAGGUGGCGCUGGUGCUUCUCCUUCAACUCGCCGCUCUGUACUUGUUGCGAGCGCAGGACUGGUUCCAUCAAGUGGAAGGCAACCCAGAACUGGAAGUGGUCCUUUGCUGGGAAAACACUGUGAUCUUCAUCGUCUCCUCGUUCCAGUACUUAGUCAUGGCGUGCGUCUACGCCAAAGGCUGGCCCUUCCGGGAACCGUUUUGUGCCAAUUAUUACAUGGUGCUGACUCUAGUCACGCAGUCGGUGUUCGUGGUUCUGCUGCUGUUCUGUCCGUGGCAGGAGCUUGCUGACCUCAUGGAGGUGAAGGCGUUCAAGUGGGAAGCUCAGGAGGAGAACAUUUUCCGCAUCUACCUGCUCUUGGUGCCGGCGCUACAUCUCAUCCUAGCUAUCGCCAUUGAGGCGACCCUAUCCGACCCGCACAGGUUCCACGACAUGUUCCGCGGCCGGAGGCGCUGCGACAAGCCGCGCGGCGCCGGCGACGCCGCGCACGUGUGCUGACGCCACACACGCACACGCGCUGUACACACACACGUCGUCACACCAGGCGAGAUGUACCUCUGUUUCUUUACCGUCGCUGGGUUAUGCGGGAACUUGUGUUUAUUUUUAACUCCUGUGAAGUUCGCUUGCAAACACGCAGCGUCAGAUAUCUCUGUUUCACUAGGCAAGAUGUAUCUCUGUUUUAUUACUGUAGCCGGGAGGCGGAGCGCUGUGUUCUGCGGGAAUUUAUGUUUAUUUUUAACGGCUGUGACGUUCGCUUGCAACCACGUUGCGGCAGAUAUUUCAGUUUCACUAGGUGAGAUGUAUUUAUAUUUAUCUCUACGCGCUGCGGAAUUCUUAGUUAAUAAAUGUUUUUCAGCGGCUGCGAAAUCCGCAAGCGGUCACGCAGCGUUAAGUAUCUCUGUCCUUAACCAGGGGUCUGCAAACUACGAACCAAGAGUCUGCCAAUAUGGCCCGCGAAAAGAGUCAAAUUUGAAUCAAUUCGACCCGCGAAAUAGUAGAGGCGUGGCUUUUGGGUCAACUAGUUUGAAGACACCAAGCAAUAAUCAUUUGUCUAUAUUUUUGGCAAAAGUUUUGACGUUUGUACGCAGAUACGCAGCAUUUAAUGUCUGUGCUAUUCUAGCGCUUAAAUACUUCGUUUCUUUUUGUAACACUAUUAAAGAAAUACAGAAUUAUCUUUUGAAAACAUACUCAUGUUCGCCUAGUCUAACUGGCGAAGUGCUAAUGACGUCACACAUGCUUAUUGCAAAUAAUUGGAGCAUGUUUCAUUACCAUAUUAAAUAUGUAUUUGUACUAGGCACACAUAAACAGCGACAAUUCGGUAUAUUUAAUUUGAACCCUACCAAAAAGCCAUUUUUCGAUGUUCGCUGCUCGCCUAGUAUUUUAGAAUCACUAGAUUUUGUAUUAUAUUUCAAGGUCGAAUUAUGUAGACCUGACUUUAGUUCCUUUUACGGGUUAAAAAGUCUUAUUUCAAUGUUCGCGUUCAGUUGCUGACCUGAAAUCAUCGCGGGCGUCCGCGAUAUCAUACACUUUGUAUGAAAAUAUACAUACAAUCUGUUUUCAAAAGAAGCUAAUAAAAUAUUAUCAAAUGAUGAUGAAGCUAAUCAAAUUUAUGUAUGGUCGACCGGGAUAAAUGCAACUAUGGGAUUAUGGCGUCUAUUUCAUUAUUUCUCGAAUACGAUUGUUCGGAACGGCAUCUAUGUUUCGUUUUAUUACCAAGUAGGCUUUCAUUGACGGGAGCUUUUGUACAGUCGAGAUCAUAAAUAUGUAUACAUUUUUUCACCUUAUUGCAAUGGAUUAAGGUGAAGAAAUGUAUACAUAUUUAUAAACUCGGCUGUAAUUCACGUUGUUUAACACGUUCACUGUCCCAAACUGAACUGUCAGCCUUACGGCUUUGUAGUAGAGGCUUGUCGCUACCCAUAUACGGGGCACGGACAGUGAAUGUGUUAAAAAAGAUUUUAAAUCGACGCAAUAACCCCAUAGUGGCAUUUAUCCCUGUCGACCUUAUAUUAAGUCAAUAUAUCCGUCGCGCUCUCGUAAAUGGGGCCGCAUAUUAGCGCAAUAAGGACAACUGUGGAGCCCACAUCUAUCCAAAAUACAAUCAUACGUAUUCUCUGUUAAAACAGAAACAUUAUCUGCAUUAGUUUUAUUAGUAAAAAUUAAUAAAUAUGUGUCAAAUUCUAUGUAAUUACCAAGUAUAUAAUAUACUUGGCUCUGUUUCGUAAAACCAGACCAUAUAAUCUAUACUAGUAGUGACAGUAAUUAUAUUACCACGAAUAUGUUGAAGAGCGCAUUUUCUGCGUAAGAUUGGGAGUUUGCGUUUUAAACUAUAACCCCCUUAUUCAUAAACGUGUCCUAAAGUUACGAUGCCGCUAAUCAUCGUUUGUCCCUUUCCAUCAUACCGAUACGUCGGAAAGGGACAAACGAUGAUUACCGGCAUCGUAACUUUAGUACACGUUUAUGAAUAAGGGGGUUUGUGUCGGACAAUAAGAAGUCCAGCAAUAGUUUGACUAAUUUAUUACGAAGUUAGGCCUGAGUGGACGCUUGAAGCGGAGCGUUCGGCGGGGCGUGCAGCGUGGCGAUUUUACACAUCUUACUCAAUCAUUGUAUAUUUGCUUGUAGAGAACACCAUGGGGCAUUAUGUCCGCCUUAUGUACAUUUCUGUAUUUUGAGCAAUAAACUUUCAAGAAAAUAAACCGGCGUGGAUAUAAUGAAAUUUUGAUAAACUAGCGAAUGCUGGUUAUUUAAAAAAAAUCUUCACAGAAUUUGCGCUCUUAAUCAAACAAUUCCGUCUAAAGGAAAAGGGUUCUUAACUCAAACACAUUAAAGUUGAUUUCAGUCAGACUCGUUAAUAAAAAUAACAAGCAUUUCAAACACAUUUAAAGUAACGGUAGAGUUAGACCAAGCUAAGUUGGCAGCGAUUUUAACAGCAAAGACUGUAUUUUUUUUAUUUAUACGUCAUAAUUUCAUAGAAGUUUGACGUUUAAAAUAAAACUUGUGCAGUCUGUGCUAUCAGAGAGAGAGAGAGAAUUUGAAAUAGAGGGGCAUUGUCAAAGAAAACUUUGUAGCCACGUAAAUUUACUGCCAUCUUUCGACACAUGAUUAAAACUUUUAGAACGCCAUUUGACUUUCCUCGGCGCCACUUUUUGAUAUUUAACAAAUUUAACACACAUCAUUGAAAGAAUAAGGAUCAAAGUCAAAUGGCAUUCAAAAAGUUUUGAUCAUGUUUCAAAAAAUAGCAGUCAAUUUACUGUAACUACAAAGUUUUCUUUGACAAUCUUUGCUGCCAACUUAGCUUGGUCUAACUAUAUUAAGAUCCCUUUUCCCACGGCAUCGCCGACGGCUUAGGAAUCCGUGAUUAGACAGCGUUUGCUAUUUUGUUUUAAAAGUAGUUACACCCUGUCCUGACCUGGCCGCGGCAUUUGUUAUAUCGUUAUAGAUAAUUUCUCUGUUGAGAUAUAUAUGGGCGUUUUCUGAAAUAAAUAUUGAAAAUCUGAUUACAAAUCUUUUUUGGGCUUAUUCUACUCAGAAUCGUUAGAAUACUCCAUCUUACCAUUAAAAUAAAUGUCCCAAAAUGUCCGUUCCAUUACGUCACGAUUUAGUGUGGGAAAAAUUUUCACUUAUAAAUUAUAAUAAAUAAAUAUUAUAGGACAUUAUUACACAAAUUGACUAAGCCCCACAGUAAACUCAAUAAGGCUUGUGUUGUAGGUACCUAGACAACGAUAUAUAUAAUAUAUUAUAAUUAUAAAUACUUAAAUACAUACAAACACCCAUGACUCAGAAACAAAUAUCCGUGUUAAUCACACAAAUAUAUGCUCUUACCAGGAUUUGAACCCGGGACCAUCAGCUUCAUAGGCAGGGUCACUACCCACUAGGCCAGACCGGUCGUCAACUUGUAUGAGCGUGACGAGCUACAAUUUCCAUACAAAUGUUUGUGACAUUUUGUUAUCAUCAAUAUUGAAUACGCUAAUGAUUCUGAGUUGAAAGAAUCUAAAAACACCAGGAUCUGUAAGAAUCAGGGCUUCAAUAUAUUUUUUAGAAACGGCUCUUAAUUCAUAGGGCCUACCGCGAACAUCGAAUUCUGCCUCUCUAUCGCUCUUGUAUCGAGAGAGGCAGAUAGAUGCCUUCGAUGUUCGAGGCAGGCCCUCAGUUACGUUUACCGUUUGGAUUAGGUCGUUGAUAGGAUGGUUUGAUUUCAUACUUUAACUUUAUUGAUAUAAAGGUUCUGUAAAAAGUACUUAAUUAUUAUAUUAGGGAAGCUUGUUCUUACGUUUACUAUACAAACCCAUUAAAGCUGUAUCUUAAACCAGUUUAACCUAGUUCUUACCAAAGAGAAUUGAUUGUAAUAGAUAGGUAAAGUCUAAGAAAAAAACGUGCCCCUUAGUUUGACAUCCAAAACAGAUGGCGCUGUACUGCGCCGUAUGUUUUACGGUCACUGAAUUGGUAAACGUCAACUUUUGACAAUCAAAGUUAGCGCAAAAUAUAUGGAACCGUACAGCGCCAUCUCGUUUACCUGUCAAAUUCUAAGAACGAAAUUUUCUUAGAUUUUACACAUCUUACUCGAUCAAUGUAUCUUUGACCUGUGUCGCAAUAAAAGCUAGAAAACAAUAAAUAUUUUUAAUAUAUUUAACACACAUCAUUGAAAGAAUAAGGAUCAAAGUCAAAUGGCAUUCUAAAAGUUUUGAUCAUGUUUCAAAAAAUAGCAGUCAAUUUACUGUAACUAAUUUUUGGCUAAAAAGUCAAACCAAAUGUCAUCGACCUACUCCGUAUAUUAUUCUGUAGUUUACUUAAUAUUAUACAUAUAUAUUAUUUCAAUUUAUGUAUUAGCAUUCGUAAAUUAUUAUUCCGUCUAACAGACGUUAAUUUUUAGAGAAUGUUUAUUUUAUAAAUAGUUGUAGCCAAAUGAAAUUAAAAGUCAAUUUCAAUUCAUGCAGCUGCCUAAGCUGUUUUAGAUUAUUGGAUAACUUUUUCGCCGACAAGUAAAGAUUCAUUGAUAAUAGCUAAGCGUUUUCAGAAAAAAGUGUACCAUUUACUUUUGCAGAAAAAAGUGUACCAUUUUUUUUCGAAUAACCAUCAACUAAAGGUUAUUAUUAGUCAAAAUCACGAGGACUAUCGAUUAAAAAGGAAAAAAAUUGAUCCGGAAAAUUUGUAAAUUUAAUGACGACUUUUCACAUACAUUUUGUAUGGACCGUCACCCAAAAUUUGUAUGAAAAAAUGGUGCUGUCUUUUUUCUUUGUUUUAAUCAAUAAUUCUUGAUUCUGGGUAUAACCCCAAAAGUUGUUAGUAUUUAGAAAUAAAUGGUACUUACACUUUUUUUUCUGAAAAUCCGCUACUAUCUAAUUCGCGCGUUUCGAGACAUUCGAAUGUUUCUUGGACUUUAUACAUCUCAUAAAGUCAAUGCAUCUUUGGCGCUACGUUUAGUACAGUUAAGUUCAAAAAUAUGGGUGCACGCAACUUACUCAAAAAUAUGUCCCAUAACUCUUAAUACGCCGAUGUAAGAGCUAUGGGACAUGUUUUUGAUCAACUUGUGUGCACCCAUAUUUUUACACUUGACCGUACCAAAGUAUUCGAAUACAAUUCAUUAUUGUCAUGUAAUGACAACUACAGUUAAUUUUCGAGUCCAUUGAGUAUAGAUUUGAAGAACUCGUUUGUAUGCGACUCUGCGCUUAAAAAAAACUUCAGAGUGAAAAGGUUAUCCAAUCGAAAUGAAAUGUUGGGUAAAUCGCCUUUUAACUGGUCCCUGCCUUAAUAACCACGAAGUAUGUAAAACAAACAUACAAGACAUAAAAUUGUCUUUUAUUUAUAUUUAUAACAUGAAAUAAAUUAAAAGCCAUAUAAUGCUAAUUUGAACUUCUAAAGUGAUAAGUUGGCAGCAAUUUUAAUGCAAUAGACUGUACAAGUCUGAUUUAUACGUCAUAAUUUCAUUGAAGUUUGACGUUUAAAAUAACACUUUCACAGUCUCUGCUAUAAAAAUUCUUGCCAACUUAUCUUGGUUUGAAUCUAUGAAGUAAGUACCGCCGUGAUCCGGGUGGCCGAAUGGUUAUGGCGUCUGCUGUGAAUACAGAAGACGCUCGUUCGACUCCAUCCGUGGCACUGGAGGCCUUGGGCCCUUUUUCAUUUCUAUAUAACAUUUAUUUUACUUUACUGUGAAGGCGCUCAAUUUAUCCGUUUGAUUCGGGACUUUUAGGACGAUUUACCCCAUGAACUAAAAACUAGUAAAUUUUCAUUUAUCAUUGUCAUCAAACACGACAGUUACCUCAUUACUACUUGAAUGUUAGCUGUAUUGGGCAAUAUCUUAAUUUUAAAGUACUUACGAUUUUAAGCGAAAUCCUAUUUAGUUAAUUUUAUUGUAAAUAGAGGCUGAAUUUAUGGUUCAAAUUUCUUUUCGUUGUCUUGUUUUUUGUUCCCAAAAAAUGUGACAGAGUAGAGCUUUUUGUAUGAGAUGAAAUUUUAUUAUUAAUUUUUCUCAUGUAAUAUAUAAUCUACAGCUAGAAAGACAUUGAAUAGCACUCGACUUCUAUUAUUUAUUUGACAGAAAACAUACAUGCAAGCGUGACAGAGUGGUCAGAAAUCAACGAAAAGAAUUUUGAUCCUUAUAGGAAAGUAGUAUUUUAAUCGAUUUUCUAAAUCGUUGCUUUGCAUUUUCACGUUUUGUCGCUCAGUGAAACGGGUGCUUAAUGUAAAUAACUUUUUUAACCUAAUGUAAUUAUUUGACUGUAUGCAAAGAUACAUUGACUGUAUGUGUAUAAUAUGUGUAAAUCUAAGACAAAAUUCUGCUUCUAAUUUGACAGCUGAUGUAUACGGCGCUGUACAGUUCCCAUGCAUUAUUCAGUAACUUUGUUUCGCCAUUUAUUUCAGUAAUCAAACUAUACUUAGUUCGUUUUUUAGUAUCAGAAAAUAGGUAAACAAUUUUGACGUGGCUUUUCAAUGAAAACGCUUAACACAUUCACUGCCGGGAACCCACCUGGUGGGCGCUCGUGAACUCUGUUCAGAUGCCGGACAACCCGCUGGGCGGGUUGUUUUGUACGCGGCUAUAGACCACCGGUUUCUGGGGUAGUGCACCGUUUUUUGUCUGGCAUUGAAUGUGUUAAAAAAACGAGUUUGUAUUACUUUUGAAAGUAUAUCAAUAAAUAAAUAAAUAAAACAAUGUAAAUCAUCGUACAUGAUUUAUAAUUGUUUCAUAUUUGCUGUGACUUAUUUUUCAAAAGCGAUUUAAAAAAAACACGUCAGUAUCACUUAUCUUCUUUUUAAUGCUAUAAGAACGAACACGAGGCACGGUUUUAUCUUAGAUUUUACAUCUCUUCUAUAAUUUUAUCAAUAACUCUAACCAAUGUAAAUUCCCAAUAGCAAAGACAAAAAUAUCUAUACACCGUGUUUUUAUUAAAUUCCGUUAACUUCGGGGUAUGGGUAAGUACGUUAAGGUAACUAAACGGCAUAGUUAAUUUAAAAAAAAAUACAUUUUGUUUUUUUAUUUUAUUUAACAUCAUUAAAUAUUCCAUAUAACGUUUUUGUAACAUGGGCAUAAGAUUUAACUCAACCAAACAAUUGAAAACUGUGACAUAUCAAUGUCAUUUCGAACAUCAAUCGUCCGACAUAGUACUUACAAAUGCAUAAACUCGUACUUAACACUAAUCAAUAUGUAAACAGGCCCUAAGGCAAGUGUACACGCUCGGAGGGGCCUUAUCAGAUAAAAAAUAAUUAUUGAUUAUCUCCGAAAUGGAGUCAAUUAGAAUACCGGUGUCUUUCAGAAUGUAACUUAAUGGUAUGCAACCUUGAAAUUAACGAAAAAAAAAAAACACCGUGUAUAGACUAUAGGUACAUAUUGAAUGUAACAAUCCUAUAUCAUUCUGAACGAUACGAUAAGAAUGGGAAUGGAAAUAUUAUUAAAACCUAAAUUUUACUGCAAUGAAAUAUAUAACUUCCUAUUGUGGUCACCGAAUGAAAAAAAUUAACCGACAUUGUAAUUUGUUAUGAAAUAUCGUAAAAUUGUCGUAACCCCUAACCCAUAUAUGCCCAGCCCAGAUCAAGGUAGUUUCUGUUCUGAACACCUUCAAGUUACACUCCUCCAACUAAUUUUAAUGAGUGUGUGUUUUACCAGUGAGUUGAAGAGGAUUCGGUGGGCAUGUAUGGGCUAAGCCUGAAUUGAUGUUUAUUAGAUAUAUCAUGGGUAAAUAAUUAGGUACCAUGUCCUGAUCAGUCUUGAAACCUAGACACUGUGCUAUGUAUUGUACCAUAAUUUGUAAAAUUUGACGUAAAAUGAGCUAUUGGCUAUGUGUGUAGUGCGGCAUAAAAGCUAUGACAGCGCACGUUAUUGCCAAAAUGUUAACUUUCGCGGGCAUUUUAAUAUUAUUCAACGUAUAUCAAAUGACUUUUGCACGUGCACAUAUAGCUAAUUACAUGAUUGUUUAUGAUGUGAAAGCGAAAAACGCAAUAUCAAAGUGUUAUUGUAAAAAAAAAACAACAUUGUAAGUACAUUUACAUUAGGUCAAAAAUGUUAUAUGUUACUAUCGUAUUUUUAAUUAGCUGGUUUAAAAUGGCAGGCGUUAUUACUUCAUUAUACAAACAAGAUAAGUAGUUAAAAUUUUUCGGGCUCCCCUCGUGUUACAACAUGUAUAUCUAGUAAAUUAUAUAUAUUCAAUUGACUCGCCAUUCUUGUUAAAAUCUAAUUUAGGUAUCAGUAUAGGAUUUUCCAAGCCCAAAAUACGCUGAUGCACCGAAAAUUAAGCUGUCGCAAGAAAUUACAUAUCGUUCUUAUGAACGCGACCAUACUGGUCGGCAGUUAAGGGGGUCCCUAACGCCAAUGACCUUCGAUCUUAACAGCAACGGCUGCACUAUAGUACACCAUAUUUACUUCAAAGUUCACUGUCUUCGAGAUAUUUGGCAUCGAAGUUGAACAAUUUUAGGCCAAAAAACUGGUUUACUGGCCAUAACUUUUAUGUUAAUUAGUUUAAAAUUAAAAUCUCUGACCAGUUUUUAGAGACGUCAAAGACGAACCCAAAUGUGUAGAUUUCGUACAUGUAAAAUCCUUCACAGCAAUCUAGUAAAAAGUGUUUUUUAGACAAUGUUUAAAAAAAAGUGUUCGUUUCUUUCAAAAUCCGGCAGACCAGAAUGGAGAUAAAAUAUUGAAGAACCGAUAGCCGUUUGUCUUAUAAUUCUAUCUAUGGUGCAAAUGUUCGUAACGACUCAAAAAUAGUCAAAAAUCGAUGAAAACCACGGGGAGCUCCUUAAAAACAUCGUGUCGCGUCACUGCGUUUACCCUGCGUCAGCGUAUUUUAAGAGGAACGGGGAUGACCGCUUCUCCAUUCAAACGUUUACAUUUUCCUCUUUAGAUAUGAAUAUUAUAGAAAGUAUGUUUUCUCAAACUUAUAAUGAAAUGUUGACACGACUUAAUUCAAAUUAGGUCCGGAAAUACUACGUAUCCGGUGCGAUGAGUGAGUGACACAACGUCAUGGCAUUCAACAAUCAAAUAGUAGUAGAUUCGUAAUUUGUUUUUAGCUGUGUAAACCUACAAAUAAGACAAAUUGACUUGUUGUUGAUUGAAAUUUUUUAGUUUUUUUCAUUGCAAGUUUGAGAAAAGCACUAUACAAAUCUUGGCAAGAAAUGGGGUUGCCAGCUGCGUAUCCCUAUUCGAUCUCGCUGCGCUCGGCCGUCUAUAUCUACUUAGCCUGCAACACUUCGUUGCCCGGCCUCUAGUAAUGCACUAUUACACAAUUUGAUAUAUAUUGACCAUAGCGGUGCCCCUUCGUUAGACUUUUUUGGAUUAUUAUAAUCGGUAUUACCAUGGUUGACAUGCAUGAAAUUGUGUCAAAAUAUUUUUAAUAACAUUAAUAUCCAGAGAGAAAAAUGGGGACUACGUUUGUAUGGAAAGGCGGUUUCGGGGCGGUCGUCCACUUUCCUCUCAAGCAGUGGUAUGGUCGAUAUUGUGUACUUGGGAGAAUCAACUUUUUAGCGUCACUCGUUGCCAUGGUUACGAUUAGUUGUCCAGGGGACAAAAGUUCAUUGAAAUACUGAUUUUAUGGUACUUAAAUGUAUCAAACUUGCGUUUUUGUGGUCGUUAUAACCAAUGUCCAUAAUGGGCCCCCUACUAAGCAUGUUAAUAGAACGGCAUACAACGUCUCUUCAAACAAGGUGAGUAAGGUUGCCAGAGCUCAUCGAGGGGGGGCGGGUUUAGGGUCGGCAACGCGCAUGUAACUCCUCUGGAGUUGCAGGCGUACAUAGGCUACGGAGACUGCUUACCAUCAGGCGGGCCGUGUGCUUGUUUGCCGCCGACGUAGUGAAAAAACUGUGCCACUGUUGUCCCUUGGACAACGGGACAGGAUAACAAAACAAAAAAAGUUGAUUCACCCACUUCUAUCUUUUUUGCCUAGCUAAUUAAAAUUACGACUGUAGUUCCAAAAUAAAACGCUUGUUAUAGACGUUAUAGUUCAGUUAUUUGGUUGAUAUUUGUGUGAUACUAAAUAGGAAUAAAGUGAAACUAUUCGAAUAGCACAAA
Molecule: messenger RNA, 13660 nt
Organism: Cydia pomonella (codling moth)
Lineage: Eukaryota; Metazoa; Arthropoda; Insecta; Lepidoptera; Tortricidae
Product: polyamine-transporting ATPase 13A3-like
Biological process (GO): polyamine transmembrane transport; intracellular calcium ion homeostasis
Cellular component (GO): membrane
Molecular function (GO): ATP binding; polyamine transmembrane transporter activity; ATP hydrolysis activity
Source: RefSeq, a predicted model, not a curated record